AUGCUUUGGCUGCUGCUACUGCUGUCCAUGUGGAUGGGGCCUGAACAAACGGAAUCUGCUCACGCUAAUGAACGGCGAGUUGUUGCACACAUCCCUGGUGACAUCAUCAUUGGAGCGCUGUUCUCCGUCCAUCAUCAGCCUCCUGCCGACAAGGUCCAUGAGCGCAAGUGUGGCGCGGUGCGAGAGCAGUACGGCAUCCAGCGGGUGGAGGCCAUGAUGUACACCUUGGACCGCAUCAAUGCCGACCAGCACAUCCUUCCCAAUAUUACUCUGGGUUGUGAGAUUCGGGACUCCUGCUGGCACUCAGCUGUAGCUCUGGAGCAAAGCAUUGAGUUUAUACGGGAUUCACUGGUCUCCUCUGAUGAGGCAGAGGAAUGGGGUGGAGGAGGCCCCUGGGGAGGAGGAGGGGGAGGAGGAGGAGGAGGAGGAGGAGGAGGAGGAGGAGGAGGUGGAGGUGGUGGUGGACCGACGAUGAAGUGUGCAGACCCCUCUGCUACUCCCAUGCGAGGGAAGAAACCCAUUGUGGGUUUAAUUGGGCCAGGGUCAAGCUCAGUGGCCAUCCAAGUCCAGAACCUUCUACAGCUUUUCAACAUACCACAGAUUGCCUACUCUGCCACCAGUAUGGACCUCAGUGAUAAGAGCCUUUACAAGUACUUUAUGCGGGUGGUACCUUCAGAUGCCCAGCAGGCAAGAGCGAUGGUGGACAUUGUAAAACGAUACAACUGGAGCUACGUGUCUGCCAUACACACUGAAGGCAACUAUGGUGAAAGUGGGAUGGAGGCAUUCAAGGACAUGGCAGCCAAGGAAGGCAUCUGUAUCGCCCACUCUGGCAAAAUCUGGAGCAAUGCUGGAGAGCAUAGCUUUGACCGGCUGCUGGAGAGACUGAGGGUCCACCUGCCCAAAGCCAGAGUGGUGGCAUGUUUCUGUGAAGGCAUGACUGUCCGCAAUAUCCUCAUGGCCAUGAGACGCCAGGGACUGGUGGGCGAGUUCCUUCUCAUCGGCAGGUCAGGAUGGGCGGACCGGUACGAUGUGACAGACGGCUUUGUGAGGGAAGCAGCUGGUGGUAUAACCAUCAAGCUCCAAUCUGCUGACGUCAAAUGGUUUGAUGAUUACUACCUUAAACUUCGUCCUGAAAACAACCUCAGAAACCCUUGGUUUACAGAAUUCUGGCAGCAUCGUUUCCACUGUCGACUGAAGGGCCACCCACAGGAGAACAACAAGUUCAACCGCACCUGUGGCAGCUGUGACCCAAUCCCAGUGGAGUACCUGCGUUGGGGAGACCCCGAACCUAUUGCUGCUCUGGUUUUUGCCUGCCUCGGGCUCAUGUUCACCUUCUUUGUCACUGCAGUCUUCAUCAGGUUCCGCGACACCCCAGUAGUGAAAUCUUCCAGUAGGGAGCUGUGCUACAUAAUACUGGCAGGGAUCUGCCUUGGGUACCUGUGUACCUUCAGCCUGAUAGCCAAACCCCAUGUCGUCCACUGCUACCUCCAACGUCUGGGAAUAGGCCUAUCGCCUGCCAUGAGCUAUUCUGCGCUUGUCACCAAGACAAACCGCAUCGCACGGAUCCUAGCAGGCAGCAAGAAGAAGAUCUGUACAAAGAAGCCUCGCUUUAUGUCUGCCUGCGCUCAGCUCAUCAUUGCCUUCCUCCUCAUACUGCUACAACUGGGUAUCAUCGUGGCUCUCUUCCUCAUGGAGCCACCAGAGGUGAUCCAUGACUACCCCAGCAUCCGGCAGGUCAACCUCAUUUGCCACACCACUAACCUGGGUGUGGUUGCCCCACUGGGGUACAACGGCCUGCUCAUCCUCAGCUGCACCUUCUAUGCCUUCAAGACUCGCAACGUCCCGGCUAAUUUUAAUGAGGCGAAGUACAUUGCCUUUACAAUGUAUACCACCUGUAUAAUCUGGCUCGCCUUUGUGCCCAUCUACUUUGGCUCCAACUACAAAAUUAUCACCAUGUGCUUCAGUGUCAGCCUCAGCGCCACUGUGGCCAUCUGCUGUAUGUUCGUACCCAAGGUGUACAUCAUUCUGGCCAAACCAGAGCGGAACGUGCGCAGUGCCUUUACCACCAGCACGGUGGUGCGCAUGCACGUGGGUGACGGCAAAUCGUCCUCAGCUGCCAGCCGUUCUUCUAGUCUGGUGAACCUGUGGAAACGCAGAGGCUCUACUGGAGAGACACUGAGCUCCAAUGGGAAGUCAGUGUCUUGGGCGCAGACAGAGCGCAGCGGUUCACGCGGCAACCACCUGUGGCAGCGGCUGUCCUUCCACAUCAAAAAGAAGGAGAACAACCAAACCGCUGUCAUCAAACCCUUCUCCAAAACCUCUGAGGAGCGUUACUCCGGAGGGGGGGACCUGCCCCCUCACGUCCCUCUGCCCUCCCUUCCCUCCAUGUCCUCUCUGCCCUCUCAUCAUGACACUGGCACUGACAAAACCCUGUAUGAGCUCUCUGAAGCAGAGGAGCGCUACUCCAUCACGUAUCGGCCGCAGACACCUUCCCCAAUCAGCACGGUGAGCCAAAGACUAGGAGCCGGUUUAGGAAUGGAGCAGCAGAUGAGCGGUAUGCCGAUGUACUCGAGCAGCAUCUGCAGCGGCGGCAGUGGCAGCAGUUGCGGUCGUGCCAGCAGCGGCUCCAUCGUCACUGGGAGCGACGGCCGCUUGAUAAUCGUGGACGAUCACCUGGGAGAGUGCCAAAGCUCGCUGAUGGACCAGAUCAGCUGUGUGGUAAACCGCUUCACCGCCAACAUCACUGAGCUCAACAGCAUGAUGUUGUCGACCUCACCGACGCACUCGAUCACACACAAACACACGCCUCCUUCACCGCACCCCGCCGACCCAUAUCUGUUACCCCGCGAAAUCCCGAUGCCUCCGACCCUCACCACCUACGCCGACGUGCAGCCCCUGCCCUUGGUGGAGUCGGGCUUGGCAAACCGAGGUGGCUGUCUCGUUCACCCGGUUCCUCCUCAUUCACCUUACCCCCUGCCGCCUCCUCACCCCCAGGCCUCCCCCUCUCUAUCCCCGAUGCGAGGAAGCCUGGUCACCUGCCUCGCCGACUCCCCGCUGAGGAGGGCGGAUUUGGAAGAUGAGCUUAUUGCUUUGACUCCCCCGUCACCCUUCCGCGACUCUCUGGCGUCCAGCAGCGGCUCACCCGUCUCAGAGACAGAUCUGUGUCUACCCCCAGUUCCCUCCCAUCCUCCCCCGUCCCCUCCUUCGCCCAGGUACAGCAGACUGACACUCAGAAACUACAGCCAGAGUUCCUCCUCGCUGUGA
This is a messenger RNA of Scomber scombrus (Atlantic mackerel), 3264 nucleotides long. It is a transcript of the gene grm5b, whose product is annotated as glutamate receptor, metabotropic 5b. Gene Ontology annotation, molecular function: G protein-coupled receptor activity involved in regulation of postsynaptic membrane potential; adenylate cyclase inhibiting G protein-coupled glutamate receptor activity. The transcript is spliced from 13 exons. Gene Ontology annotation, biological process: G protein-coupled glutamate receptor signaling pathway; trans-synaptic signaling by endocannabinoid, modulating synaptic transmission; regulation of synaptic transmission, glutamatergic. Gene Ontology annotation, cellular component: postsynaptic density membrane. Lineage: Eukaryota; Metazoa; Chordata; Actinopteri; Scombriformes; Scombridae. Bases 1 to 3264 code for a protein of 1087 amino acids. The record is from RefSeq and is a predicted model, not a curated record.